This is a messenger RNA of Heterobasidion irregulare TC 32-1, 1608 nucleotides long. RefSeq names its product putative halogenase (gene hal3). The transcript is spliced from 11 exons. The record is from RefSeq and is a predicted model, not a curated record. Gene Ontology annotation, molecular function: monooxygenase activity. Bases 1 to 1608 code for a protein of 535 amino acids. NCBI's taxonomy places the organism in Eukaryota, Fungi, Basidiomycota, Agaricomycetes, Russulales, Bondarzewiaceae.
AUGGCACUCGCCUCUUCUACUAUGCCCCUCAAGGCACAGGUUCUCGUCAUUGGAGGUGGUCCCUCCGGUUCCUAUUCUGCGACGCUGCUUGCUAGAGAGGGCUUCGACGUCGCGUUGCUCGAAAGCGACAUAUUUCCGCGAUAUCACAUCGGGGAAAGCCUCUUGCCUUCCAUUCAUCAAUUUCUGGCUCUCAUAGAUGCCAAUGACCUUCUCUCAUCUCACGGCUUUACGCCAAAGCCUGGCGCCGCUGUCAAGCUCAAUCAGUUCAGUCGUGAAGGAUAUACCGACUUUACAUCUCUGGACUCUAACAAUAAGGCAUGGAAUGUGAUCCGUGCCGAGUUUGACGACAUUCUGUUGAAGAAUGCGGCCAACAACGGCGUCAAGGUGUUCCAAGGCGUCAAGGUCGUCAACAUCGUAUUCAGCGACCAGAACCCCGAGAGGCCCGUCGCUGCCGAAUGGGUUUCCAAGGCCGGCGCAAAGGGAUCCGUUAGUUUCGAGUGGCUCGUGGAUGCCUCCGGGCGUGCCGGAAUCAUGUCGACUAAGCAUCUGAAGAACCGGACGUUCAAUCAGAGCCUGAGGAACGUUGCCUGCUGGGGCUACUGGAGAGGAGGGAAAGUAUACUCUCCUGGGACGACGAGGGAGAACGCACCGUGGUUCGAGGCAUUGACGGACGAAACGGGUUGGAGUUGGUAUAUCCCGCUUCACGACGGGACGGUUUCUGUGGGGUUUGUCACCACGGAAGAAUCGAGCGUCGCGAAGAAAGCUGCGACGCGGCGUGGCUCCGAUGGUCAGCCCGUCGUCGACGCGGUUCUGAAGAUUCACUACUUGGACCAGCUUCAGUUCACUCCGGGGCUGGCGAGCUUGUUGGAAACUGCGCAGCUGAGCAGCGAUGUCAAGUCCGCCAGAGACUACAGCUACAAGGCGACCGCGGUGGCGGGAGAUCACUUCCGGAUAGUAGGAGAUGCGGGCGCUUUCAUCGACCCGUUCUUCUCAUCCGGGGUGCAUCUCGCGUUCACGAGCGCGCUAUCCUCGGCAUGCACAAUCGCAGCCUCCAUAAGAGGCCACUGUAGUGAACGCGAGGCUCAGACAUAUCACGAACUCAAAGUGGGAACCUCGUACACCCGGUUCUUGAUAGUCGUCCUCGGCGCGUACAAGCAGAUCAAGGCACAGCACGCGCCUGUGCUACAGGACUUGAACGAGGGCAACUUUGACCGGGCGUUUGCGCUUCUCAGACCAGUGCUACAAGGGGCAGGGGACGUGGGAAAAGAACUGACGGAAGACGAGGUUCAAAGGGCGAUGGAGUUCUGCUCGAACCUUUUCGCUCCGACGGACCCCAAGAUGCACUCGGCGGUCGCAGCCAGGGUGGAUCGAAGGCUGAUGGACAAGGAAGGUCCGAUACUGCUGUCAGAGGAAGUCAAGAAGAUCGUGGGGGAAGAGGACGAGGAAGCGAUACACGUGUUGAACGAAAUCAACGCGCGGAAGCCGAUCCAUACGAUGUACGAUGUAGCGCAGCAGUUCGGGCACGAGGCGUGGGGCGGGUUUGUGCCUGUGUGCGUUAGAGGGAAGCUGGGGCUGGACGGCGUAGUAGUAGACGAUAGCGAGAAAUAG